AUGGCAGCUUACAUGAGCCGGUUGCACCAUAUUUCAUUGCAUGUUUCAAACGUGAAUAAAAUAGCCUAUGACCUUGUGUCCAAAUUUAAGUUCGAUUUCUUCGCAGCCAGGUUAACUGAGAAAUCUGGACAGUUUGCUUUUCGGAGAGGGUCGGCGGUGUUUCUUGUAAAUGAGAAGUCUAAUCCAGUAGGACAUGAGUUGAAUGAGCGAGGUGGUCACCGUGAGUUGUCUUGUGUGCCUUUUUUUCACGAUUUGACGGAUAAUCGUGUGAGAUUUAGUGAUAAAACCUCAGAAUUAAACGAACUGAGUUUUCUCUACGACCACAACCCAAAUUAUUCCGUCAACACCGCGUGCAACGUCUGUUUCGAAGUAGAAAAUGUCGAGAGGUCAUUCAAUGCACUUCGCGACCAAGGCUGUCAAAUACUCCUGUCUCCAAAGACUGUGCAUGAUGAUAACGGAUCUGUUACUUACUUUGUCAUUAAAUCUAUUGUUGGAAACGUCUGUCACACUCUACUAGACAGGUCAAAGUACCAUGGCAUUUUCUUGCCACAGUUUGAUGAACUUGAAACCUCUAGUAAAUUGCACAACUUAAAUGACUCACUAUGUCCAAUCACUCAUUUUGAUCACAUCACCUACGCUUGUCCCAGACGGAGCACUGCUGAAGUGAUGAAGUGGUAUGAGAAACACUUCGGCUUCCAGAGAUUCUUUAUUGACAGCAAUGAAGAUGUGAAUGAGGGUUACGUCCUUGAUCAAGAUGGUAUUGGACUUCGUCUUACUGCAAUGGAGUACUGGAAAUGCAGUGAAAUUGGAAUAAAACUUCCUUCUAAGGACAAGGUGGAACCAGAUUGCAAGUUUGUAAUUGCAGAGUCACUACCUGAACAAGGAAAGAAUCAAGUAGAUACAUUUUUGGAACAGCACAGAGGUCCAGGCAUUCAACACAUUGGACUUUACACCACCGAUAUUGUGCGGACAGCUCAAAUCAUGGCCCAAGCUGGAGUAGAGUUCUUCUCCCCUCCCCCUACUUACUAUACUGAGGUGGGAAAACAGCAUGAAAUAGAGAGUGCAGGUUAUGACCCUCAGAUGCUGUUAGAACACGGCAUCCUUCUGGACACAGCCUUGGACAAGGAAGCCAUGUCUCAGCCAUCCAGUGACCGAUACCUCCUUCAGGUGUUUACCAAGCCCAUUUUUGCUGAGGACACCUUUUUCCUGGAAUUGAUUGAGCGUCGUGGCGCCACAGGCUUUGGAGAAGGGAAUAUCAGAGCUUUGUGGAGAUCAGUACAAGCAUAUAUGGAGAAUGAGAAAGAAGACACACAAAAACAAAAACCUGACCAUGUGUCUUUGAAGACUAGUUAAUGCUAAAAUGCAUCAAAACCUUAGAAUGAAUGGAAAAGAAUGGUUUGAUAUUGCAUUUGUGCUCAUUAGCUACAAAGCACUUAAGGUAAAAAAUACUCCUUCAAAAUGUAUAUAUUGCAAACAACUAGUUCUUUAUAUGAGUUGUCCUAUGCAAAAGGCAUUUUUGUUUUAGCAGUGUUACAAGUCUGUUUAUAAGAAUCUUUUUUGUUCUCAACAAAAGAUAAUGGGCCCUAAUUUAAAUGACAGGCAAAGUCUAUCAACAAGCCAAUUUGUUUUGUAUGAACCAUACAUAUUGUGUGGCAUGAGGUAGCCUUGAGCUGACUAUGUGUUAAAUUAGCUAAUUAAUUUAGUCUAUUUAUUAAAUUAGCUUUAGUUAUACUUAAGACUAUGCCCAUCGUUCAAACAUGCUGUUAUUUUGACCCUAUACUUGUCAAGAAGAUGCUGAAUACACUGUUUGCAUUGCACUACUGAAUGCCCUAUUUGCCUUCUAUUGGCGUUGUUUGUUUUAUUCUUACUUGUAUACAUAUUUAAUAUUUUAACACAUUUAGUUGUAAAUGUUGGAUGCAAGGUUAUUUAAAUAAUACAUGAUUUGUAAAGUAGCAAAGUAAUAUCUACAAUGAAGUCUCCAUAAAAGGAUAAUUUUACCAGAAGCCCAUAUUGUAAUGAGACCGAAGGAGCUUCAGCAAUUUGAGCAUAUUAACUUAAUAUUUAAGUUUGUACAUUGUCCUGGGGUUAUCAGUUGUGUCUAAACUGUUACUGCCCCAAAGCAGUUGAGUAGUAGCUCAUUCCAAUAAAUGAUGAAGGUUAA
Molecule: messenger RNA, 2161 nt
Organism: Alosa alosa (allis shad)
Lineage: Eukaryota; Metazoa; Chordata; Actinopteri; Clupeiformes; Clupeidae
Product: 4-hydroxyphenylpyruvate dioxygenase-like protein
Exons: 5
Coding region: 1-1353 (450 amino acids)
Biological process (GO): aromatic amino acid metabolic process
Molecular function (GO): 4-hydroxyphenylpyruvate dioxygenase activity
Source: RefSeq, a predicted model, not a curated record